This is a messenger RNA of Malurus melanocephalus (red-backed fairy wren), 2668 nucleotides long. RefSeq names its product leucine zipper and EF-hand containing transmembrane protein 2 (gene LETM2). The transcript is spliced from 10 exons. The record is from RefSeq and is a predicted model, not a curated record. Gene Ontology annotation, biological process: intracellular monoatomic cation homeostasis. Gene Ontology annotation, molecular function: ribosome binding. Bases 37 to 1449 code for a protein of 470 amino acids. Lineage: Eukaryota; Metazoa; Chordata; Aves; Passeriformes; Maluridae. Gene Ontology annotation, cellular component: mitochondrial inner membrane.
GUGGUGCCGGUGGUGCCGGUGGUGCCGGUGCCGGCCAUGGCCUCCUGCGGCCUGAACGCUCUCCUGGCCGCGGCCAGGGCCAGUUUCAGAGGCUCCCAUCUCCUCGCACACUCCAGCCCUCCGUGCUCUCCGGCCAUCGCUCUGGUCCAACUGGUGAAUUCCCAGCUAAGCUGGACWUCGAGAGACUCCAAAAGCCAUCCCUGGCGCCUCCGUGCCCGCCUGGGCGCUGCCCUGCCUGGCUCACGUGCCCUGCACACCUCCAGCAGCCCCUGGCAGCAGCUCCCCGGUGAAUCCCCACCCCGCCGAAAUCCUGGGAACCAGGGGGCUAAACCUGCUAAAACUCCAGUGAAACACGUCAUACAGGCUCCUGCAGGGAAAAAGCCUUUGAGACARAGAGUUGUGGAUGAGCUGAAGCAUUACUACCACGGGUUCCACUUGCUGUGGAUUGACACCACGGUGGCUGUCAGGAUGGUGUGGAGGCUGCUCCACGGGCAGGUGCUCACCAGGAGGGAGAGGAGAAGGUUGCUGAGAACUUGUGCAGAUCUCUUCCGGCUGGUUCCCUUCCUGGUGUUUGUCAUUGUCCCCUUCAUGGAAUUCCUGUUACCUGUGUUCCUGAAGCUCUUCCCUGCAAUGCUGCCCUCAACCUUUGAGACGGAGUCAAAGAAGGAAGAAAAGCAGAAGAAGAAGUUAAACGCAAAGCUGGAGUUAGCAAAGUUCCUGCGGGAGACAAUUGCAGAGAUGGCCAAAAGGAACAAGGCAGACACAGGCCAAGGGAAACAAUUCUCCUCGUACCUGCACGAGAUCCGUCACAGCGGCCACCGGCCCAGCACGCAGGAGAUCGUGCGYUUCUCCAAACUCUUCGAGGAUGAGCUGACCCUGGAGCACCUGGAGAGGCCCCAGCUGGUGGCUCUGUGCARACUGCUGGAGCUGCCCCCGCUGGGCACCAACAACCUGCUCCGAUUCCAGCUGCUGCUGCGCCUCAGGAGCAUCAAGGCAGAUGAUGAGAUGAUUGCCAAGGAAGGGGUCUGUGGCCUGAGCGUGCUGGAGCUGCAGAGYGCCUGCAGGGCCCGGGGGAUGCGCUCACUGGGGCUCUCUGAGGAGCAGCUGAAGGAGCAGCUCGGGCAGUGGCUGGAUCUCCAUUUAAAGGAGAACGUUCCCCCUUCUCUCCUCCUGCUUUCCCGUGCCUUGUACUUAAUAGAUGUAAAGCCACAAUCUGUUCCCAUUACACAGAACAAGACUGGUGAAGCUGCUGGAGUGAGGACAUCUGUGCUUGAAGGUCAGGAGACCCUCCUGGACCCUGCCCCUGUUGUACAGGGAAAAAAGAAUGAAGAAUUUGUGUCUCAGCCAACAGAGAAAUUGCCGUUCUCAGAAGCGUCGGUGAAGCCUCCCCCACAAGAGACCAAAAGGGAAGCGUCCCAGAGCAGCAAGGCUGGUGCCAACGGAGCCUAAGGUGGAACCAGCCCUGAGAGGGAGCAGCUCCAUCUGCACCCUCCUGCAAAGGAGCAGGGAUUUCCAGGAGUUUGCUCUACACAACCAGGCCGUAGCCCUCAGGGGCCUCUCUCUGUCCCAAGCUUGUUAGCAACUAGGCCAGUGCUGGCUGGGUGGCCCAGCUUCUGUUUGUGCUGGAUCCUUGCCCUGCUACUUUUAACUUAUGGUGUAAAUAUGUUAAUAACGGUGCUGCUGUCUGUGCUGUUCUCAGCAGGUGUUUGUGCUCCCAAACCUUAGCAAAGGCAGCUUUUCUUGUCAGAAUGGCCUGUGCUCAGAGCAGACUGGGCUGGGAGUCCAGCAAAGCCUGUUCUGUGGUGGGAAUCCUCUGCAGGAACAUCCCCACACAGGGAUGAGUGUCACAGCUCAGGCUCUUGGUCCUGAUCAGGGUGGUUUAACAGUGACAGCCCACAAUGACAGUGACCCACUGGCCACAGUUUUACCCACAGGGAAGGAGGGAGCAGCACUYKUUGCUGUGGUGGAAUGAAUUGAUCAGAAGGAUUUCAGACCUUGCUGGGCAGSAGCAGAGCAGUGACAGAACAGCCUCCYCCUGURAUUGCUUCCCAUGAGAGCUGUGCAGGUGCUACCCACUGUGACACAAAUCAGAUUUGCACUUUCAGGAUCCCUCUGGGACGAGGGACCAACCCAGGACCUGCACACCUUUCCCAAGUGUGAAGAUUUGGUUAAUCUUUACCAAGCUCAGAACUACACACCAAGUGCUCUCCAUACAUUGCAAAGCGACUCCUCACACACUCCAGUGAUGACUCAGUUUUUUGUCAGACUCUCAGAGGAUACAGAAAAGCUGUUUUUAGCAUUUGUUAAGUUUUUUACUCUGUCCUAUGUAAAUGCUCAGAAAUUUCUCACAUGGAUUUUAAAUACGUGUAUUUAUACUUACUGUAAAAUUAGAUUUGGUGCUAAGUAGGAAUGAAAUGUCUCUUCUAGAGGUCAGACAACCCGCCUGAAAAGCCAAUUCUCCAAGGUCAGGUGUGAGCAGCACUUUAAACCUGAGACCUCAGGCUCCUACAGCARUGCAGAGCCAGCUGUCAGGUGUUCUGUGUCCUCAGCUCUGUACCUGAACCUCUCUGUGUUCAUCCAUCUGCACUGCUGGAUCUGUGUUUAAUAAACGGGAACAAAUUUUAUUUCAAUAAAAUAACACCUCACUGUGGAGUCACUGCUGCCUCUU